AUGAUCUCACAACCCUUUCUCUUCGGUAUCACUCUCACCAUCCUCCUCACCACCCUCCCCACCGAAUCUACAGCCCAAGCAGGCACCAAACUCCCGCCUUGCACCAACGCCCAAAUCCUGAAAGGCGACAAAGCCACCCUAUCCCACUGCGAGUGCGUCAAGGGCGACCAAAAGUGCAGCACGCAGUGUCCCGUCGGCCCUACGCACGUCGGAUCGCCAUGCCCUGCCAACCUGCUCACGCAACUCCACCUCAACGAUUGCGCGCACCACUGCCAGGCGGACACGAACCACGUCUGCGCCUCCUGCGGGGUGUGGUUCCAUUCGCUCUGCACGUGUCUGCAGACGGGCACCUGCGUGCAGCAGUACACAAACCCGGCCCCCGGGGCGGCCUAUUGGGUGAAGACACCGGGUGGGGACCUAGCGACCGUCACGGUCCCCGUCGCGGAUAUCCUCGCGCUGGAGGCCGAGCACCCCAAGCUGGCCGCGGAAGGGUGGGAUUUUGGGCAGUCGUCGGUGCUGGCGGUCUCGAACCCCGCGACGCAGGCCCUGGUCGUCAACUCCGUGCACUCCAUCACCCACAACCAGAUCCACAUGCACCUGUGUCCGCUGAACCGCGACAUGCAGCGGCUGCUGACGCGGCUCGUCACGGUGAAGACUCCCCUCUCUCAAUUCAAAAGCCGCCAGCCGGUGCGGCUAACGCCGCAGUUUGGUGGUGCGCUCAUGUACUGUCAGGCGGCGCAGGGCAAAAAUCAGCCGAUUUCCGGGAAGAUCAUGUCUGACAAUAUCAAGGCAGUGCGGGAUGACAAGAGCCUCUGCGAUUAUGAGGUUGGGGCGGCGGUGAUGAGGGACUCGAAUGGCAUUACAUGGGGUUGUGUCACUGGCGAUCGUCUCAGUACGGAGUAUAAACGCUUCUGUGCUUGA
Molecule: messenger RNA, 921 nt
Organism: Aspergillus brunneoviolaceus CBS 621.78
Lineage: Eukaryota; Fungi; Ascomycota; Eurotiomycetes; Eurotiales; Aspergillaceae
Exons: 1
Coding region: 1-921 (306 amino acids)
Source: RefSeq, a predicted model, not a curated record